CUACUACCAACCACUGCUACUACCACCACUACCACCACUGCGACUACUGCGCGAGUUAUCAGCAACUGCAGCAGCUGCUGCUGGAACAAGCCGCCCUCUCCGCGUCGCCAAAGCGGAGGGUUCCAACGUCGUGCCGACGUCGCCUCCACGUCUCGCCCGCUCCCUCCCUCUCUCCCUCCGCUGCCGUCGCGCUGAGCCCAAGGCGGACUCGGAAGAAGCCCUGCCGAGGACUCGGCGCCCUGCGCUCAAUCUCCCGUGGACAGCCAGCCGGGUCGCCGCGCUUCCCCGACCACCGGCAGCAGCGCAGCCACCGGCCCGGCACGAUGAACAACGGCGGCGGCGGCAACGGGCGGUGCGCCUCGCCCGGCACGAAGCAGCGGACGGGCGCGGCCGGGGAGAAUGGGGUCGCCGCCGAGCCCGCGUGGAGGACGCUGACGCUGGAGACGAUGAACCAGAACGUGCGCGCCCUCGAGUACGCGGUGCGGGGACCCAUCGUGAUCCGCGCGCAGCAGAUCGAGAAGGAGCUGCAGGAGGGCGUCUCCAAGCCGUUCGCGGAGGUGAUCCGAGCGAACAUCGGGGACGCGCAUGCCAUGGGGCAGACGCCCAUCACCUUCCUCCGUCAGGUGCUGGCGCUGUGUCUGUACCCGGCGUUGUUUGAGGACUCGGCACUACCGGAGGAUGCGAAGCAGCGCGCACGGCGGGUUCUUGACGGGUGCGGAGGGAGGAGCAUCGGUGCGUACAGCGCUAGCCAGGGCAUCGAGUGUCUGCGUCAGGACGUGGCGCGCUUCAUCGAGCGGCGUGACGGAGGGAUCGCGUGCGACCACCAACGAUGUCUUCCUGAGCACCGGGCGCCAGCGACACCAUCGUGGUGAGCGGCGGCGGUGGUCGGGAGGUCAACUCGGCGGCGGCGGUGGUCGGGAGGUCGAACUCGCCACCCUCAAGCCCUGGGUCUCUCCGUCUUUGUCUCUCUCUGUCACUCCCCGUGGUCGCGUGGAUUUCUCUCCGGCUCCUGCGGGUUUCCCAUCACGUGUCGCUUAGAGAGUAUCGUCACGUGUCUCUUAGAGAGUCACGUGUCACUUAGAGA
Molecule: messenger RNA, 1084 nt
Organism: Petromyzon marinus (sea lamprey)
Lineage: Eukaryota; Metazoa; Chordata; Hyperoartia; Petromyzontiformes; Petromyzontidae
Source: RefSeq, a predicted model, not a curated record